CACAGCAAUGGCCGAUAACUCAUGGCUGACUGGAGCUCCGCUGGGGAUAGCAAUAGCCGUAAUAUCAAGCUUUAUUAAUGGCUCGACAUUUGUCCUGCAGAAAAAGGGAAUACUGCGGUCUCGUGACAAAGGGUGUUCGUACCUUACAGAUGUGGUGUGGUGCAGUGGAACGCUGUGCAUGAUCGUUGGUCAAGUUGGGAAUUUCCUGGCGUAUAACCUGGCCCCUGCUGUGAUUGUCACACCAUUAGGGGCCCUUGGAGUACUGUUUGGAGCAGUCCUGGCUUCUUGGAUCCUGGAGGAGCGUUUAAACGUCCUGGGGAAACUCGGCUGCAUCAUCUGUUGCUGCGGCUCCGUCGUGCUCAUCAUUCAUGCCCCUAAAGCGGUGGCAACGUCAAGGCAGGAGCUUGAAGAUGGACUGUCAGAUCCAGUGUUUGUAACCUACAUCCUGCUCGUGGUCCUGGCCCUGGUCACCCUGAUCGUGUGGGUCGCUCCAGCUCACGGGACGUCCAACAUCAUGGUGUACGUCGCCAUAUGUUCGCUUCUGGGAAGCUUCACCGUCCCGAGCAGCAAAGGACUCGGCCUGGUGGCUCUUGAUGUGUUCGGCGAAGGACAGCCAAAUGUCGGUGCCGUGGCUCUCUUCCUUGGCCUGCUGGGGGCGCUGGCGGUCAGCAUACUGAUCCAGUUCUUCUUCAUCAACAAGGCCUUGGAGUGCUUCAGCUCCAACAUAUUUGAAGCGAUAUACUACGUGACGUUCACGUCCACCGUGAUUUUCGCUUCUGCCCUUCUGUUCAAGGAGUGGACGGGACUCACGUUCACCGACGGCCUCGCCAUGCUCUGCGGCCUGACAAUGGUGUGUGUGGGAGUGAUACUCCUUCGAAUUUCCCAGGAAGCUGUGAUUACCUGGAAGGAGAAAAAGGAACCGAAAAAGACGGACUGAUUGUGUUACGGUGUUUUU
Xiphophorus maculatus (southern platyfish) is the source of this 955-nucleotide messenger RNA. RefSeq names its product non imprinted in Prader-Willi/Angelman syndrome 1 (gene nipa1). The record is from RefSeq and is a predicted model, not a curated record. NCBI's taxonomy places the organism in Eukaryota, Metazoa, Chordata, Actinopteri, Cyprinodontiformes, Poeciliidae. Gene Ontology annotation, biological process: magnesium ion transport. Gene Ontology annotation, cellular component: membrane. Bases 8 to 937 code for a protein of 309 amino acids. Gene Ontology annotation, molecular function: magnesium ion transmembrane transporter activity. The transcript has 5 exons.